ACUGUUGGUAAAGGAUGGAGAGCAGCUUUGCAAAUUCAUCUGCCAGUUCCCUCAUCACUCUGGGGUGGAUCCUACCUGGGCCUGUAGAUUUAUGAACAUCCAAGUGUCCCAGCAGUUCUGUGAUGGCCUCCUCCUGGAUAGCUGGGAUAUCAUUCUGCUCCCUGACACCAUCUACCAACCCAAGAGGACAGUUGUCCUGAGGAUGAGCAGUCUUCCCACUAAACACUGAGGAGUAAAAUGGCUCAAACUCUUGCUCCAGCAACAUCCAUCCAUGAUGAGGAAUCCUUGGAAAGCAGAAUGGUGGUUACAUUCCUCAUGUCAGGACUUGAGUCAAUGUGUAAAGAACUUUCCAAGUCCAAGGCAGAAAUUGCCUGUAUUGGUGUAUAUGCAAGAAAUGUUUUUGUUGUUGGAACUGAAAGAGGAAAAGCCUUUGUCAACUCUAGGGAAGAUUUUAAGACGGAUUUUAUUGAAUACUGUGUUACAGAAGAGGACAGGCCUCCAGAACUGCAGAAAACAAAGACUGCAGCACCUGUAAACAGAAAGACGGUGGAUGCUGAGGAGCUGGAGGCUCUUAGAAUGUCUGUGGAGGAGUUUUUCUGCUUUUCCUAUGGAAAAGCUUUAGGAAAGUCAACAGCAGUAUCUGUGCCAUAUGAAGAGAUUCAGAGGAACCAGUCUCCUCUGAUAGUGCAGGGCCUGCCUGAAGGAGUCACAGUUAAACAUCCAUCAAAUUAUGAUCUUUCCACCCUGAAAUGGAUUUUGGAAAACAAAUCAGAGAUCUCAUUUAUUAUCAACAGGCCUAUCCUAGAACCAAAGAAACAGAUCGAAGCUGAGUUGACAGAUCCUUCACCUUCAGUUAUACCCCCAUGUGAAAGUUGUCCUCCUGUUAAUGUGAAAACGGAACCAAGCAAGGAUUCUGGAAUUUCUUCCAAAAUGUCAACAGUAACAAUGAAGCAGGAAAGAGAUGAUCCUAACUACUAUCAGUUCAAUACUUCAGCAGGCCCUUCCAAAACAUCAGAGAUAGAAGAAAAAAUUGCUCCUGAAAGAAGUUACACAGAGCCCUCCCACCAUGACUUAUCAGAAAUAAGUGAGAACCCUGAGGUUGAGGUCACCCUUGAAGAUGAUGAGGAUGACUACAUACCACCUGAUAAGAGACAGAAGAGCACCAGUUCAUCUAAGGAAGAUGCUAAUGUUGAGAGAAGAAAAGAAGAAGAGUUCAGUUGUGACAAAUGGAAUACACGAAUUACUGACUUGAGAAGGGAAGUUGAAGAACUGUUUGAUAAAAAAUAUGGUGAGGCUAUAAAAGCAAAAGGUCCAGUGUCUGUCCCAUACACAACCUUCCAUUCACAUCCAGAAGAUUUAAUUGUGGAAGGGCUGCCAGAUGGGAUUCCCUUCAGGCGCCCAGCCACGUACGGCAUUCCCCGGCUGGAGAGGAUCCUUCUAGUAAAGGAGCGGAUCCGCUUUGUGAUUAAGAAGCCUGAACUUCUGAGUUUGACAGGUGCUCCAGUGGUCAAUACAGUUCCAACAGUCUCAAAUACAGUGAAAGAGGACUGGCAUUCCAGAGUCACCAAACUGAGAAAGAUGGUAGAUCAACUUUUCUGUAAAAUGUAUGCCCAGGCUUUGGGGAGCAGUGACCCCAGAGCUGUUCCAUACAAGAAAUUUGAAGCUCAUCCAAAUGACCUCUAUGUUGAAGGGCUGCCAGAGAACGUCCCCUUCAGGAGUCCCUCCUGGUAUGGAAUCCCUUGCCUUGAACAAAUAAUUCAAGCAGGCCACAGAAUAAAAUUUGUGAUUAAAAGGCCAGAGCUGCUAACUCACGCUUCAUACGACGGUACUCAGCACAGGUCAAACCCUCAAGCGAGAGAAGAUUGGAAUUCCAAGAUCACAAAGCUAAGAAAGCAAGUAGAAGAUAUAUUUAGUGUGAAGUUUGCUGAAGCUCUGGGGCUUUCAGAGGUUUCCGAUUCAGUGAAAGUUCCCUAUUCUCUGUUUGAAUCAAACCCUGACUACUUGGUGGUGGAGGGCUUGCCAGAAGGAGUCCCCUUCCGGAGUCCCACGUGGUUUGGAAUUCCACGCCUUGAAAGAAUCAUCCGUGGGAGUACCAAAAUCAAAUUUGUUAUUAAGAAGCUUGAGCUUAUCAUUCCCCAUUUGCCUCUAAGACUGGCUAGUAAACUAAAGAAAAAAGGAAUUGGUCCUUCCAAAGGUCCAAGGACUUCCAGAAGGUCACGAAGCUCUUCAGAAAAUUCAAGUGUCCCAGAGAUUGUAGUUACUAUUGAAGACAGUCCUAAAAAAGACCAAACCACAAAUGCAGAAGCUAAUUCUCAUACCAGUGACUCCAAUGAAAAUUUGAAGCAACAAGGAAGAGGGUUUUGUUUUGAGCUGUGGAAUGCCAAAAUCAAUGACUUGAAGGAGAAAGUAGAAGAUCUUUUUAAUGAAAAAUGUGGGGAAGCACUGGGACGCAGUGGGCCAGUGAAGGUGCCAUAUGCACUGUUUGAUUCCUACCCAGAGGAUUUCCACGUGGAAGGACUGCCUGAGGGGGUGCCUUUCCGCCAGCCUACGACUUUUGGGAUUCCAAGACUAGAGAAAAUCCUGAGAAAUAGAUCCAAAAUAAAAUUUAUUAUUAAAAAGCCUGAGAUGCUUGAGGCAGCUAUCAAAGGAAGUUCUGAUAGAAGCCCCCAAGGAAAAAAUAAUUCCUCCAGUAAAGCCAAUACAGCAAGGACCACAAAAAACACAGUGAAAACAGCUGAAGGUGUUGAAGAUGUAAACAUUGUUGAAGUAACCAUAAAAGAUGAUGAAAGUGAGCAACUGCCAAAAGCAGAAAAUGCCAAACAAUUGAGAGAGCAAGUAAAUGAUCUUUUUAGCCAGAAAUUUGGUGAAGCCACUGGUAUGAAUUUUCCUGUGAAAGUUCCAUACAGAAAAAUCACUAACAACCCUGGCUGUGUGUUGGUGGAUGGAAUGCCUCCAGGUGUGUCAUUUAAAGCACCCAGUUAUCUGGAACUCAGCUCAAUGAGGAAGAUUUUGGAUUCAGCAGAGUCUAUCAAGUUCACUGUCAUUAGACCGUUUCCAGGACUUGUGAUUAACAAUCACCUGCUAGAAGAAGCUGAAGCAGAAGCAGAAGCAGCAGCCACUAGCACAGCAGUACUACCAGAGCCAGCUGAACCAAGCCAUUUAAAAGUAUCUCUAGGAGAUAACACAGAAACAGAAGAAAAGUUUCAAGUAAAGCAUGAUCCAGACCUGACAUCAUAGACCUCAUCAAUACUGGUCAGAAGCUGCCCCUUCUGAGAGGAGCUGCUCGGCCUGUCUAGAGCUGUGUAAUAUAACUGUAUAAGAGAAGUAUCUUCUAUACAAACCCUUUUGUACUAUUAUAUAGAAAUGUCUACUUUUUCAGCAGUUCUGUGAAUUGACCUAAUAAUGACUGUAGAUUUGGAUUGUCUGAGUUUACUUUGGAAUAUAUUUUAAUGAAUAAAUUUCAUGCAGUGGUGCUGGGGAGAUGGCAGGGAUUAAAAUCAACAGGGACUUAGCUCAGGCUGUCUAUAUUUUCCAAUAAAGCUGAAUUUCACUGUACCUGAAUGCAUCCUAACUUUUCUAAUGAAAAAUUCCUGCAAAGAGUUCAGUUUGUUUACUUUGGAGAAAAAACACUCUACAUUAAUUUUCAGCUAUAACUUUAAUGUCUCAUUGGACAACAGUAUCUGUAUAUUUGAGUUAAUUUUUCCUAUUAUAUCUAUCACAAUUAAUAUGUUUUUCCUAAAUAAAAGAUAAAAUAAUCCA
Passer montanus (Eurasian tree sparrow) is the source of this 3759-nucleotide messenger RNA. RefSeq names its product general transcription factor IIi (gene GTF2I). The record is from RefSeq and is a predicted model, not a curated record. Bases 238 to 3237 code for a protein of 999 amino acids. The transcript is spliced from 34 exons. Gene Ontology annotation, molecular function: DNA-binding transcription factor activity. Lineage: Eukaryota; Metazoa; Chordata; Aves; Passeriformes; Passeridae. Gene Ontology annotation, cellular component: nucleus.